GGACCUGCGGGACAAGAUGGAGUACGUGCAGGUUCUGAAACGGGGGCUGCAGCAGAUCAGCGGUCACGGCGGCCUCCGGGGCUAUUUACGAAUUUUGUUCAGGGCAAACGAUUUAAGAGUUGGUACAUUAGUCGGGGAAGACAAAUAUGGAAACAAAUACUAUGAAGACAACAAACAGUUUUUUGGCCGUCAUCGAUGGGUUAUAUAUACGACUGAAAUGAAUGGCAAAAACACGUUCUGGGAUGUGGAUGGAAGCAUGGUACCGCCUGAAUGGCAUCGUUGGCUUCACUGUAUGACUGAUGAUCCUCCAACUAUAAAACCACCCACUGCUCGCAAGUUCAUCUGGACGAACCAUAAAUUCAACCAGAGUGGCACUCCAGGGCAGUAUGUACCUUAUUCCACCACUAGAAAGAAGAUUCAGGAGUGGGUUCCACCUUCAACACCUUAUACAUAAAGACAGUGAAAACAUUUUAAACGUGUAAGAAAUCAGCUUU
Molecule: messenger RNA, 494 nt
Organism: Chrysochloris asiatica (Cape golden mole)
Lineage: Eukaryota; Metazoa; Chordata; Mammalia; Afrosoricida; Chrysochloridae
Gene: NDUFA12
Product: NADH dehydrogenase (ubiquinone) 1 alpha subcomplex, 12
Exons: 4
Coding region: 17-454 (145 amino acids)
Biological process (GO): response to oxidative stress; mitochondrial respiratory chain complex I assembly
Cellular component (GO): membrane
Source: RefSeq, a predicted model, not a curated record